UAAAAUCCCUUCGCCUCGCCCGCAAUUUCUUCCGCCUUUCUUAGCAAUAACUCUUUUCUCUCUACCGUUUACUUUCUACCAAGCCGCCGUGGCACUCUGGUUAUGUCCGCCGACCGCCGCCCACAACCUGAGAGCCCCCUCUCCUCCUCCGCUCUCGGCUUCCCCCGUCUCCGCUUCUUCCGCUACCGCCGCCUAAGGUAAUAAGCUUCGCACAGAUACAUACACUCAACACAUAUAUAUAUAGAGAAGAAAGUAUAGUAGCGUAGUAUACGAAAUGCCGUCGCCCAAGAAUCACCGGAAAGUGGUCCACGAGAAGAACAAGAAGGGGAGGUUGUCGGAGAAGGCGUCGUCGUUUCACGGUAAAGGUGCCGGAGUGGUCGCCGAGAUGCUCCCCAGGCCAAGAACGGUGCCGGAGUUGCUCGCAGGGAGAAGAGCCGGCGGAACCGCGGUGGAUGAGGGGGUGGCGCAGGGCAAGCCACCCAAGUUCACAAAGCUGCUGCUGAACGUGACGAUACAGAGGAGCCUUGGGCCUGUGCACGUGUUGAUGUCGCCGGAGGCAACCGUGGGGGACUUGAUUGCGGCGGCGAUCCGGCAGUAUGUGAAGGAGGCGCGGCGGCCUGUUCUUCCUUCCACCGAUGCUUCUGCCUUCGACCUCCAUUACUCACAAUUCAGCUUAGAAAGUUUGGACAGGGAGGAGAAACUAAUGGAGUUGGGUUCAAGAAACUUCUUUCUAUGUCCAAAGAGGGCAGCGGCGGAGAGCGGCGGCGCAGCCGUGACUUCAAACUGUUCAAAAGAAGCUGGUCCGGCGACCAAGAAGGGUUUACCAUGGCUGAAAUUCAUGGAUUUUUUGCUGUAACUCAGCUUAUUUACCAGUAAUUCUUUGCAAAUUGUUAGGUAAAAAGAUUGAAAAAGCUGUAAAAAUAGUGAAAUUCUAGAUUAUGUCAAUUAGGUCGGCACCAAUGUUUUAGCAUAUGAUUCAGCAGUAAAAUGAGGUGGUGGUGAAAUCAAGAAAAGGACAAAGUAUGGUGUCGUUUUGUCCCCCAUGUAAGUCCAAAUAAAUGUCCCCACUUGAUAUAUAUAUUAUAUAUAUUGUAGCUUUUGGCAUUGCAAUCAAUGGCAUUUUCCCGUGAA
Molecule: messenger RNA, 1131 nt
Organism: Sesamum indicum (sesame)
Lineage: Eukaryota; Viridiplantae; Streptophyta; Magnoliopsida; Lamiales; Pedaliaceae
Source: RefSeq, a predicted model, not a curated record